ACUUCGUGGUAGUGGCGCGUCACAGCUGAUGGUAUCACAUUUGCAGGUGUGUACAUUUGAAGGCGUGGGUGCACUGGGAACGUCCAGGUGCAUACUUGCGACAUAUGUUGGAGCAGACGGCUCUUUCUUCUUCAAGACGUCUUCUCGGCACAAUGCACGUGUGUUUGAUGGUAAUGGUUGCCCUACUGGGCGUGGCCUAUGGCGUGGUGGUUCUGAAAGAAGCAUCAUAUCUGAGACUCCCUAACCGUAACGGCCAGUACGUCGUCAACAGCAGAACAGCCAGGGAGAGCGCCUAUGAUGACACCAGGAAUUACCUCUAUGUUGUUGGUCGUGACACGGCUAUGUUGCACGUCAUCUCCCUCGCCGACCCCGCCAACCCACAGGAAGUCUACACUUACAAUUUCGACACUGCCAGCGACGGCCGCCCCCUUGACGUGGAGUUGUGUCGGGCGUCGGGGGUCACACCCACACUUGCCAUCACCUUUGACGGUCAAGAUUCUGUGGCGUUUGAAGGACACGUCGUUCUUUACAACCUGUUUGAGAGCAGCACAGAUACACUCACUCCCAUCAACCCAGUAGAUCCAAGGAUUACCGUGGGAGCCCAUCCUGAAAAUAUGAAGUUCACCUCCGACUGCCGUCGUCUGAUCGUAUCUAACGAGGAGCCGCGGGUCGUUGAGGGCACUUUCUAUGACCCCGAAGGGACAGUUUCUGUGAUCACAUUCUCCACAACGCCUGGCGCGAUACCACCAGUCACUACCAUCGACUUCAGAAAAUUCGACCAGCCGUCUGAACUCAUCCCGAUACUGGAUCAAGGCGUCCGCUAUUGGCUUCGCCGUGACCCUAACGAUGCCACCAAGAUCAUCGAUUUCUCCCAGAACGUUGAGCCGGAGUAUGUGGCCAUCUCACCCAGUAAUGGGUUCGCAUACAUUACCCUUCAGGAAAAUAAUGCUAUCGCAAGGAUCGACUUGGAGAACGGUGUGAUUACCAGCCUUUAUGCAAUGGGCAACAAAUCAUGGGAAUUCCUCAGUCUGGACGCAAGUGACAGAGACAACGGUAUCGUGAUGGCAUCGAGGAACAUCCGGAGUUUGUACCAACCCGACAAAGUGGCUUUCUUCACCUGGGGUGCUGAUGUUCCUUACCUAGUGACAACUGACGAGGGGAGACCAACCAACAUCCCCGGGGUCACCUUCCAAGACUACUCAAGAGCUUCAUCACUGACUUGGAAUGUUGAUGAUACCACCCUCGAAUCCGAGUUGGGCGAUGACACAGAACUAGGUCGCCUGUACGUCAGCAGUAUUGAUGGUUUUGACGUCACGCCGAACGUCCCCUAUGCUUUCGGCGGACGUGGGUUCUCUAUCUGGAAUACACAGUCGAUGGCCCGAACCUGGGAGAGCGGUGACGAGCUGGAGAGAUACAGUCGCCAGUACGUCCCGGAUACAUUCAAUGGUAACUGCGCCACCUUCUCCCAAACCCCAGUGCAGGAGAUGGAUGCUAGAUCAACAUGGAUGGGUCCGGAACCCAAUUCUGUGGCUGUUGGCAACUUCAAUGGAAAAACAGUGAUGGUGAUAGGAAGCGGGAGGAACGGCAUGCUCUACGUCUAUAGCCUGCAGCCAACAACCAGUACCCCUGUCCCAGAGUUCCAGAGCGUGCACAGAGCUGGGGAAAUAGACGCAACAUGGGAAACUCUGUACGCCAGGGAAGAUAUGGGAGAUGCCAUAAUUUCUGACAUUAAGUUCUCGAGUACUGGGACUCCUAUGGUGAUUGUGACGUCUGAGGCCAGUGGAAGCGUGUCUGUCUACACUCUAGCUGACGAAGCAUGGCCAACAUCCGAGUUGUAAAUCCUCACAACUUUUACAAUAAACAUGUCAUCAGUU
Messenger RNA from Haliotis rubra (blacklip abalone), 1874 nucleotides. RefSeq names its product mesenchyme-specific cell surface glycoprotein-like. The record is from RefSeq and is a predicted model, not a curated record. NCBI's taxonomy places the organism in Eukaryota, Metazoa, Mollusca, Gastropoda, Lepetellida, Haliotidae. Gene Ontology annotation, molecular function: protein binding.